Cylas formicarius (sweet potato weevil) is the source of this 7320-nucleotide messenger RNA. It is a transcript of the gene Abl, whose product is annotated as tyrosine-protein kinase Abl. The coding region runs from base 283 to 4857 and encodes 1524 amino acids. Gene Ontology annotation, biological process: protein phosphorylation. Gene Ontology annotation, molecular function: protein binding; non-membrane spanning protein tyrosine kinase activity; ATP binding. Lineage: Eukaryota; Metazoa; Arthropoda; Insecta; Coleoptera; Brentidae. The record is from RefSeq and is a predicted model, not a curated record. The transcript is spliced from 15 exons.
GACAGUCGACAAAAUUAAAUAUGGCGGAAUAGACUUGUUCGGGGGGUUGGUGUCCAGCAAAAUCGCUCGAUUUGUUGCUUUUUUUUUAAGAUAAAAGUAUAGGAUGAGAUCUAAAUCGCCGGGACAGGUCUGCGGCGGUUCGGAACUGGCGAUUUUUCGCACGGUACGGUGAACCUCUUUUUUUUCGCGUCCACGUAUUGUGUACGAGUGUUCCGUGUGGUGAUAGCGAAAAAAAUAGCAACAAUCUGGGUUCGCCAGUUAGAAAGGGCAUGAUUUCAAGCCAUGGGAGCGCAGAAUACCAAGGAGAGAACUGUAACCGCGGGCACCCAUUCUACCAGGACAGCUAGGACUAGACCGAGAACAGUAAAAGAUGGACGGCAGACUACGAUCUCCAAUAUUUUUACCGAACACAGCGAUCCCUUAAAUAUCAUUAAAAAACUACUCGUUAAAAAUGUUCUUGAUCGCGAAUCUAAAAAGGUUUCUCUGCCUUCUUCAGAGGCUCUCCUCCAGAGCAGACCGCUUCCUCAUAUCCCCAGCUUGCCGGAAUCGGAUCCGCCGUCCUCGAGCUCCGGCGGCACGACGGGUGGGGUCGUGGGGGGAGGGGGCGCGUCCACUUUGUCGGGCGGCAGUUCAUCGGGGGCGGCCGCGUCCACGCCCAUGUCGUUGGAGACUGCGGCUAACCGGUGGACGUCCAAGGAAAACCUCCUCGUCCAGGAAGAGGACGACCCGCAGCUUUUCGUCGCACUGUACGACUUUCAGGCGGGCGGCGAGAACCAGCUCAGUCUUAAGAAAGGCGAACAAGUGAGAAUUUUGAGUUACAAUAAGAGCGGCGAAUGGUGCGAGGCUCACUCCUCGUCGAACCUGGUCGGAUGGGUACCGUCGAAUUACGUCACACCGGUUAAUUCGCUCGAGAAGCACUCGUGGUAUCACGGGCCGAUAUCGAGGAACGCCGCGGAAUACCUGCUAAGUUCCGGCAUAAACGGCAGUUUUUUAGUUAGGGAAUCGGAAAGCAGUCCCGGUCAGAGGAGUAUCUCGCUGCGAUACGAAGGGAGGGUGUACCACUACAGAAUCAACGAGGACUCCGAGGGCAAAGUGUACGUGACGGCGGAGAGUAAAUUUAACACGCUAGCCGAACUCGUUCAUCACCAUUCGAUGCAGGCCGACGGUCUCAUAACCCAACUACUUUACCCCGCCCCGAAACACAAUAAACCCACCGUGUUCCCGCUGAGUCCCGAACCUGACGAAUGGGAGAUUAACCGCACCGAUAUCGUGAUGAAGCACAAGCUGGGUGGCGGGCAAUACGGAGAUGUAUACGAGGCCAUCUGGAAAAGCUUUUCAAGGUACAACAUGACGGUCGCGGUGAAAACCCUAAAAGAGGACACAAUGGCGCUCAAGGAUUUCCUAGAGGAGGCCGCCAUCAUGAAGGAAAUGAAACACCCCAACCUGGUGCAGCUGAUGGGCGUCUGCACCAGGGAACCGCCGUUUUAUAUCAUCACAGAAUUUAUGAGCAAAGGGAAUUUGCUGGACUAUUUGCGCAACGGCAGCAAGGAGCACAUCGACGCGGUGGUACUGAUGUACAUUGCGACGCAGAUAGCUAGCGGAAUGAGCUACCUGGAGAGCAGGAAUUUCAUCCAUAGGGAUUUGGCGGCGAGGAAUUGCCUCGUCGGCGAGAACCACCUCGUCAAAGUGGCCGAUUUUGGAUUGGCCAGGCUGAUGAGGGACGACACCUAUACAGCUCACGCUGGGGCCAAGUUUCCGAUAAAAUGGACGGCACCGGAAGGACUCGCGUACAACAAGUUCUCGACCAAGUCCGACGUGUGGGCGUUCGGUAUCCUCCUGUGGGAAAUCGCAACGUACGGGAUGUCUCCCUAUCCGGGGGUGGACUUGACGGACGUUUAUCAUAUGCUCGAGAAGGGAUACCGUAUGGAAAUCCCGCCCGGUUGCCCGCCGAAAAUCUACGAACUAAUGCGACAGUGCUGGCAGUGGCACGCGAACGACAGGCCCACCUUUAAGGAGAUCCACCACGCUCUCGAGAACAUGUUUCAAGAGUCGAGCAUUACCGAAGAGGUCGAGAAGCAGUUGCAAGGUAACGACGUACCAAUACCUUUAGGCACGCCGCACAUGUCUUACAAAAAGUCCCAUUCGGGUAGUACGGGGAACAUUCACGGGCUGGUAGUGAUCGCCGACCAGAACUCUGCCGAUAAUAUCGGCAACGUAUCGACGAAACUUACAACGUUCACGGGCGGUAGUUCCAAGGGCGGUCUGGUGCAAAUGAGGAGGACGACGAAUAAGAAGGGCAAGACAGCGCCCGCCCCUCCCAAACGGACUAGCUUGCUGUCUUCUUGCAGCUCGUUCCGCGACAGCACGAUAGACGACCAGGGUCACCCCGACAACGCCACCGAAGAGGGCUCGGAAUUUAAUGGACUGACCCGCGACCUUCAGAGUCUGACGGCGGGCACGAAGGGCGACAGCGAGAGCGACUUCCAAGACCAAACUCCCGACACGGACGAUUCAGGCGCCCACUCGUAUCCCGAAGUCUCCAUGGCGGCUACUUUGGGCGGAGGAAGUUUGGGCUCUUUCAAAAGGGCCCCGAUUAUGGGAAACCGGGGCCUAGAGCAAAGGGGAAAGAAGACCAAGGGCAAGGAUUCUCCCGCGGUGCAGGUGGCCGCUCUGGAGGUCCAAAACGUGCGGAAGGCGAUCAGCCGUUACGGUACGUUGCCCAAAGGCGCGCGUAUAGGCGCCUACCUCGAGUCGCUACGUCAGAGCGGAAUGGCGACGAACGACGAAGGGGGCGUGGCGCCGCACCACACCCAAAGCGAGACGUCCGAGUGCGUCUUGCCCAGAUCCUUGUCUCCUAGGACUAAUAUCCGCACACAGCCGCAAAUGAUCAGGAGCAACUCGUCUAGCGGCGUCACGACGUUCCACUCCACCCAUCCGCCGGGCUCGCCUACGUCAUCGAAACUGUCACGGAAUCGAAAUUUAGCGCGAAACAAUUCCGCUGACGUCAGGAGCAGUCUGCGCACGUUCAAAGCGAACCAGACGCCAUUUAGGGGCGGCAGUCCGUCGCGCUCCGCGCAACCGACCUUGGCCGAUCUCGAGUUUCCGCCUCCGCCCACCGACCUUCCCCCGCCGCCCGAGGAAUUCGACAACGGUCGUACGAUCGACACGGUGGAUUGCAGCACGUCGAUUAUGACGUCGUCGACGGAGCUCAGGAAAAAAAUCAUACCGAUUUCGCCCCUGUUGAGCGCGAAAAAAAUCAACAGGGAACAGUCGGAGGUGGGCGACGGCGGCGCGGACGUCAGCACCCUGCAGCCGUCGGUCGAGGAGGCGAGCUCGCGAUUCGGUGUCAGUCUGAAGAGGCGCGAACCUUCGUCCGAUAGUUGCAACAGCAACAGGGACGAGGCGAAAGAGAAGAGUCCACAACGAACGAGCUUGAGUCUUACCAGCCCUAGUCACGAUGGCAAAAGUCCGAUGAGCAUGGAUUCCGACGUUCCUAUGGUGGGGUCGCCUCUGGAGCCGUUGCCGCCUCCACCGAAUUUCGUUAGAUUAGCUCAAGACGUAAACAAUGAUUCGCAGCAGGAGGACCAGCCCCAAGCGUCCACCGCCGACGACAAUAAAACCUCCAAACUCUUCAAGAACAAACUGGUGAAGAAAGAGAUGGAGCUGAAACUAGUGGCGGAGAUCAAGGAGCGGGCCGACCAAAAGACCAAAAAUCCGUCACCUCUCGACUGCAUUCUCGCCGCGGGCGGCAUAAGCAACGAUCCCGUGACGCAAUUGGUGACGGAACUCUCGCAAUCCUUGAACAUGGAAAAGGACCGGCAGAGGAGGGACGGCUCCUCCGCCAUGUCCAAGAGUCAAGACAGCAACGGCGCCGCAAGUUUCGUCGGUCAGUUAAAGAAAAUGGAGGGGGUAAAGAAGGCGGCGGUUAAAGAGAGGGCGGAACCGAUCGAAUCUGCGGGCAUCAUCGAUUUCAAAUCACGAUUGAGGAAAGUUGACGGCGCCAAGUCCGAGGACAACGAACACGGAGACAAUAAGAGGGAGAGCACGGCGAGUUCCGAUAGCGGCGGUAACCUCAGAAUCGAAGACGGGGAGGAUAAGAGGAAAAGCACUGGUAGCAUAAGUAGCUUGAAGAAGUUAUGGGAGGCGAAGGACGUGGAAAAUCCUGGAAGCGCGCAACUAAGCCCGAAAUUUUCUAUUAAAACGAAUCGGGACGACGUGACCACUGAGACAUCGCCGGCGGAAACGUCGGACGACUCGACCAAGAUGGAUCGGAGCGCGGGAUCCGAAAAAUCCGCCACCAAGACGGACAAGAAGUCGUGGCCGCCGCCUUCGGAGGAGAAACCGGUCGUUCCGACCAAACCGCCGGUGAAAGUGGUUAAACCUAUAGUCGCGCGACCGGUCGGAUCCGCGAUCUACGCCACGCCCAUCGCUCCGAACGCCAAGCCGCCCAUAUCGGCCAAGCCGGGAAGCGUCGAGUCGGGUCGGACGCCGGAGGGGGAGGAAAUUCGCGCGUCCAGCGGCGGCUCGGUCGACAAGACCGGCAAGGACGCGAUCUUGGAAAUUUCGCAGGCCCUGGAGUCGACCCUGAACACUAUCAGGGGUGCCCCUUCCGUUUCCACCGCCACUUGGCUCCAACUGUCCGACAAGAUCGGGCUGCUGCAUGGCUCGUGUAUGGACUACGCCGACAACGUGGUGCCCGCACAUGCAAAAUUCCAGUUUAGGGAACUGUUGACGCGACUCGAAUUACAGGGCAGGCAGAUGAGAUCAGCGGGUGCCCGCAACUCCACGGAGAACUCCCGCUGCAUCGCCGAAGUCAACAACACGAUCAAGGACGUGGUGAACGUGGUGUUUCGGUAAACUGUCACCGGGAGGGGGGGGGAGUCCUCGUUUUCGCUUUAGGGACGGCCGACGUCAAUGACGAAAUGUUAGGUCGGUUAUAUAUUUAUAAGCUACUAUAUGGGAAGUAACGAACAUACUACAUAGGUUGUUCCAUGACGUAUCCGACAACAACAGGUGAUACUGUCAAUCAAUUAAUUUGCAAGUAGGUGUUCUCAUACGAAAUAAAAUAUUUUUUUCAACUUCAAACUGAAAAAGAUGCAAUUAAAAUGGUUCUCUUGUCGAAAAGCUUUUUAAAAUUAUAGUAAUUUUUGGAAAAUCGUCCUGAUUUCUUUUUUUCGAAACCCUGAAUUAGUCUGUCGAUGGUUUGAUUAACUGCGCGAGGGCGAGUUGAUAGUUAGAUAUUUCCCUUUCAUAAUGUCAGCAUACAUUGAUUUUUUAUUUCAAAUUCAAUCUCAAUGGGCAGCUCAUUCUACUCGCAUAAGCAACAAUAAAGCAUUUGGGCUGUGGAAAAUGACAUAAGAUCAACAUCUUACGAUUUUUAUCGUAUUUAAAGUGUAAUGGGAAAGCCGGAGUGUUGUACUAGACGAAGUAUUAUUAAAUGACAGUUUUUAAAGCAAAAUUAUCAUCCACCGGAGUAAUUUGUUUUGUGUUCGGAUUUGAGACUGGUAAACUUUUCCUUUAACGUAGAACUUUCUGAUGAAUCCAAAUCUGAAAGGUACCGAAUCGCAGACGAACCAUUCUUUUGAGCAAUAUCAACAUAUUAAAUACAUUAGAAUUUUAUUUUCAAUAUAUAGUAACUUUUUUUUCCGCCAGGGGCCACAUUAAAUUAAAAACAGUGCAGUGGUCAAUCCCGAGGGUAGUAGUUUAUAAAUAUGUGAAGGCGGGGCUCCAUUCUAGCGGAUAUCGUCAUUGGCGGAUGCGCAAUUGAAAAAAAAAACUAUGCUUAUGUAUUCGACUGUACGGACCACUUUCAAAUCAUAUAUAUUUGUAUUUGUUCAAAAUCGUACGAAAGAAGAUGAGUGCGUGUGCGGUCAAUCGGGUUGUGUUCGGACCUUCUUUUCAAUUUAGCGCUUUCCACGCAUUGGUUUUCUUUCGAUUGAUUAAUUCCAAAAUAAAGACCGGCGCGAAAGAGACAUUUUUAAAGCAUCCUUUACAUACAAUUGAACAUUGAAUAUUUCGAUUCGGAUCGACACAUUCCAGGAAAAACGAUUUCGCGUAAAGGAAGCCGGUGCGCGGCGUGGCAAAGGACGAUAUGAUGAUUCGAUGAUUUUGAUUAAUCCUGAUUUUAUUUUCACCGAACUGUGAUACCAUUUUCGUUGGGGUUGUAGUUAGGGUAAGCGUAUGCUCAAGUAUAAUUUAUUAUCGUUUUCGUGUGACGUCAAUUUUUGUUCGAUGUUCGCCCGCGCGGUAAGAGAAAAAAAAAUUGAUGUCUGGUAUACCUAUACCGCCUUUUAAGUGCAACACAAGCUUCACAGGGAAAUGAUACACAUCAAGUUCGACGAUAUUUAGAUCGUUUUUUUUUUUUUUAAUAACCUUAAUUUGAACUACUGUGAUUAUGGUGUAUUAUUAGGUAGCCUUGUGUUGCGUAGUAACUCGAAUAUAACUUUUAGGAUGCGUUUAGCCGUGUGUAUUUAUUACUCAUCUUUUUAUAAUUAUUAGGUAGUUAUUUUACCCAUAUGCUAGUCUUAUUUUUGUUUGUAGUUUGGUGCGAACGUGAAUUUCUACAAUAUAAUUAGGUGGACAUUUUUCUAAAAUUACCUUACCACAUAAGGUUUUUGUACAAUCCAAAGAUUAAAAAUACCCGAUUUAGCGUUUAGGAAUUUGUUCUCUUCCCAUCUUAUUUAUAUUCCUCAUAUAUACCUGUAAAUAUUGAUUUUUUAAUUGUUCCGUUUCUUUGAGCGGGUAGCUCUAAGAUUUUUGUUUAUUUAUUCCUAGUUAAAUACAAAUUACGUGCUCAUGUUUGUGUAUCUGAAACAGUCUACAGUCCGUAGUCUGCAUUUUAUAUAUAUCGUAAUUAAGUGGAACUUAAUCAAACCUACCAAAUAUAAUUAUACCUAUAUACUCGUAAUAGGGCGGAAGCGGGGUUAUAUACAUUUGCGCGUUAAUUUUUAGACACGGAGCGACACUUUCGAUUGGGCGUUGAAUACAGGGUGAUUAUAAUAAAAAAAGGGGGGGGGGGGAAGACGGUCCAUCAAUACUCGUGCCAUUUACGCCACAAACAUAUAUACAUACUCGAGCACGAUGACACGGUAGCGGUGUAAGUCGCCGGGCGGACGGGAGGUGGCGCUUUCGUCGUCCUCUCGCCGCCAAGUCCGAAGCGAAUUGACUUUUGUAAAUGAUUAUUUUUUUCGAAGUCUUUUUUGAUAUUUUUUUGUAUAUAUCAUAUUCGUAUCUGCGCUGGAUUUUUGUAAAUGCUUUCUAUAUUUGAAUAGGGAGUAACAGACUGUAUCUAAUUGAAAACGAAAUAAAUUUGCUAAUUUA